AAGCUUCAAAAAUGCCGCACUGUUCAGCAGUACCCGUCUAACUUCACUGAGAGCAACAGCGGGACUCAGUGUUGUUUUACCCUCUUGCUCUAAUCUCAUCGUAGCCUUGGGCCAAGCUUUGACCCAGACCCUAACCUCUGUGGUAAAUCACAAUAAUACGUGACCAGCAGACUCGUUAGAUAGCUUCGUGAGCGUCUCUCGUUUAAUGGGUUAUUGGCCCGCACAACUCCGGUUCACCGAGACUAACUAACGACCGGGUCACAACAAAUAUAGGAGUGUACAUUCAGUUAUUAUAGUUUUGUAACUUACUUCACAGAAGAUACCGGUCAGCUCAACUUCGCAAAGUAACUAACUCGCUCUCCGGGUCAGAGAGAACUUUCAGUUACUUUGUUGAAGUAACUUUAGUUACUUGAAGAGUCAGCUUAAUUAUGCAGCACAAAGAUGUGUUAUCACAGUUGCAACUGUCGUUAGCAAUUUUGGUUGCAAUAUUUGGCGUGUCAGAAGGGCUGGACAAUGGUUUGGCCCUGAAACCACCCAUGGGAUGGAUGUCAUGGGAGAGAUACAGAUGUAACAUUGACUGUGAAACCUAUCCUGAUGAAUGCAUAAGUGAAAACCUAUUCCGUCGAGCUGCAGACUUGCUAGUUUCGGAGGGUUUCAAGAACGUUGGUUACGAGUAUGUGAUAGUAGACGACUGCUGGUUGGACAAGGAGAGAGAUGUGAAUGGAGACCUCCAGCCUGACCCCAAACGAUUCCCUAGCGGUAUCAAGAGUCUCGCAGACUAUAUCCAUUCGAAAGGCCUGAAAUUUGGCUUGUACGAAGACUACGGCACGAAGACUUGCGAAGGCUACCCUGGUGUAAUCGGUCAUAUGCAGCAAGAUGCUGCUAAAUUCGCUGAAUGGGGAGUAGACUAUGUCAAACUGGAUGGCUGCAAUGCUGAUCCAAAAACAUACGACCAUGGCUACCCUGAAUUCGGAAGGUACUUGAGAGAAACAAAUAGACCAAUGGUUUACUCUUGCAGUUGGCCUGCUUAUCAGGAAGACGAACAAAGGAUGCCAAACUACACAGCCAUUGCAGAGCAUUGCAACUUAUGGAGAAACUAUGGAGACAUCCAGGACUCUUACUAUAGCUUGGUGAAUAUCAUGGACCAUUUUGGAGACAACCAACAUAUCUAUAUUCCUAGUGCUGGUCCCGGCCAUUGGAAUGAUCCUGAUAUGUUGAUAAUCGGCAACUUCGCCCUGAGCUACGAGCAGAGCAAACUGCAGAUGGCGAUUUGGGCGAUCCUUGCGGCUCCUCUCAUAAUGUCCAACAACCUCGAAUACCUGGCGCCCGACAUGAAGGCAGUGCUACAGAACAGAGAUGUCAUUGCCGUCAACCAGGAUGAACUAGGCAUUCAGGGCAGGCGACUGUUCAGGAAACAAAAUAUCCAGAUUUGGUCACGUCCAGUCAUGCCUAUGAAUCAGAACUACUACUCCUAUGCCAUUGCAUUUGUCAGCCGGAGGUCUGAUGGUAUUCCUUUCCCUAUCAAUUGCACCUUGUCAGAUCUUGGACUCUACAAUCCUGGAGGAUAUAUGAUCAGGGAUCUGUACAAUGACCAAGCCAAAGAGUACAGAGUUGUUGGAAGUGACGUUAUCAAAGUCAGAGUUGUGCCAACUGGUGUAGCUUUUCUGAAAGCAACAGUUAUAUCGUGAUUUGACAGUGGAUUAUAUUAGGUUAAUACUAGAGGGUAAGCGAAUAUUUAUGAUCAAGUAACAACGAUACAAAUAAAUAUUAUUGUUAAUAAUAACAUGGAGUACAAUGAACAAUUGAAAAUAAUAUGUAAUGAAAAUAUGAAGGAAUAUUAAAGUCUUUAUCAGUUUGAGAAAGAGAAGAUAUUUAUAGAGAAAAAUGACUAGCUUAUUUGCUAAUCUUUUACUGCUGAUGGAUGAAAAAUCAUUAUUAUUAUCUUCAAAUAAACUUAUUAAAUUUAUUCCGAUUCAAUAUCAUCUGUCCAUAUUUAUCAAGAGGCAGAAGUUGAAUAAACUAUCGAACAAUAAGCAAAUGACCCAAUGAAAAUAAAGCAUAUUAUAUGAUAGAGCAAUUUCAAAGCUAUAAGAAAUAACUGUAUCUAUUGGACUCUCAAUUGAUAAAACAUUUGUGAUGAAAACAUAUUAUUAAUUUUCAAAAUAGCGUCAUGAUUAUACUUUAUUGUGAUUUAACUAUUACGGUACGCUAUUCAUUGUGACUUUAUUAGGUAGUUCUGAGAAGUAGGAUAUUUUUAAUAUAUAAGUUGAGGAUGCUAGUAUGUAAAAAGGUAACAAGUACAUUGUGGAAAAAUAUAUAUGUAUUUCGUCCUACUAUUUAAGACAGUUAGUAUAAUAUUAUUUAAUGUAAUUUUGAUGAUCGAUAUGCAAGUUAUGUUCAAUAAGUCCUGUUUGUUAUCAUAUUUCAAUGUGAAAUCAGUAUCGUUUUCUGCAUUGAGAUUAUUGAGACGUGUAAUACUGUAGAUUGAAGCUACUAAGAUUUUUUAGUUUAUUAAGGCUUGUGUAAUUACUGAAAAUUACUGUUUGUAUUCGAAAUAUUCAAACUUCUCUAUUUAGAAAAGUCAAGUUUCAUUAUAUUAAUUCAAUUUUGGAAAAGUCUAUUCCUGUUUAAUAGUAAUAAUAAUUAUUAUUAACGAUGUAUCAAUACAAAUAUGAAAUUAUCUUAUAUAUAAUUGUAUAAACACAACAUUGUUUCUUGAGGAAGUUGUAAAUGUUCAUAAAGAGUAAAAACAGAAAUUGCAAAU
Messenger RNA from Nilaparvata lugens (brown planthopper), 2764 nucleotides. RefSeq names its product alpha-N-acetylgalactosaminidase. The transcript is spliced from 9 exons. Gene Ontology annotation, cellular component: cytoplasm. NCBI's taxonomy places the organism in Eukaryota, Metazoa, Arthropoda, Insecta, Hemiptera, Delphacidae. Gene Ontology annotation, molecular function: alpha-galactosidase activity. The record is from RefSeq and is a predicted model, not a curated record. Gene Ontology annotation, biological process: oligosaccharide metabolic process; glycosylceramide catabolic process; glycoside catabolic process. Bases 429 to 1688 code for a protein of 419 amino acids.